ACAAAAUGGCGGCUGCUGUCGAAGUCCGAUGGCCUAACGAGAAGGAUCAGUACGAACUACAAGAGGUGAUAGGGUAUGGUGCGACAGCUGUUGUUCAAGCUGCAAAGUGCAUCCCUCGCAAUGAGCGUGUUGCUGUGAAGAGGAUUGAUUUGGAAAAGUGCGGCGCGAGUAUUGACGAAAUGAUGAAAGAAAUUCGUACCAUGAGCCAGUGCAAUCAUGAGAAUGUUGUGAAUUACUACACAUCAUUUGUGGUGAAGCAAGAACUGUGGAUAGUCAUGAGGUUGUUGAAUGGAGGUUCAUGGUUAUAACCACAAAGCCGAUAUCUGGAGUUUUGGUAUUACAGCCAUUGAGUUGGCCACUGGAAUUGCUCCAUAUGCAAAGUUUCCAGCCAUGAAGGUCCUGAUGUUGACGUUACAAAAUGACCCACCCUCUAUUGACACUGUGGCACAGAACGAAGGCAACAAGGAAAACUACAAAAAGUAUACCAAAAUUUUUAGAAAAAUGAUAAGCAGCUGUUUGGUAAAGGAUCCCGCUCAAAGACCAGACGCUUCUGAACUUCUAAAGCAUCAUUUUUUCAAGAAAGCCCGGGAAAAGGAUUUUCUGGUGGAGACGUUGGUCCCGCUAAUGCCCUCUCUGGGUGAAAGAUCACAAAAGGUUAAGCGAGUCCCAGGCUCCAGUGGACGACUUCACCGAGCUGCCGAUGGCAGCUGGGAGUGGUCUGAUGACGAGGCGAAAAACGACGGUGACAGCGACGGUGAGGGUGACGAUGAAAAAUCGGCAAAAGCAGAUAAUGUCAAGGAAGGUGCACCAAAAUCCGAAGGACCAAAAGUCAACAUUCAACCGUCCACACCGACAUCGCCUAAACCUCCGGCACAAAUCAACUUGGAUCUUACUCUUAGAUUAAGAAAUGCAAAGAAAGAACUGAAUGAUAUCAGAUUCGACUUUACUCCUGGUAAAGAUACUGCUGAGGGUGUGGCACAGGAGUUGGUUUCAGCAGGUUUAAUAAGUGGGCAAGAUUUAGUUGUUGGUAAGGAAGUUUAAUUGAAUUCGUAAUUCAAUUUAAUCCAAUCCAAUAAAAUUUCAUUAGUAAUUGUUUAUAUUGUUGUUACUGCGGCAACUCCAGCUUUUGUUCACGUCCUUAUUGAUGCUUUUCAGAUUGGGCGCUCCAUUUGGGAA
This is a messenger RNA of Pocillopora damicornis (cauliflower coral), 1176 nucleotides long. RefSeq names its product serine/threonine-protein kinase OSR1. Gene Ontology annotation, biological process: protein phosphorylation; activation of protein kinase activity; protein export from nucleus. Gene Ontology annotation, cellular component: serine/threonine protein kinase complex. Gene Ontology annotation, molecular function: protein serine/threonine kinase activator activity; ATP binding; protein serine/threonine kinase activity. NCBI's taxonomy places the organism in Eukaryota, Metazoa, Cnidaria, Anthozoa, Scleractinia, Pocilloporidae. The record is from RefSeq and is a predicted model, not a curated record.